AUGGGCGCGGCGGCCGUGCGCUGGCACUUGUGUGUGCUGCUCGCCCUGGGCGCGCGCGGGCGGCUGGCGGGGGGCAGCGGGCUCCCAGGGGCCGUCGACGUGGACGAAUGCUCGGAGGGCACAGAUGACUGCCACAUCGAUGCCAUCUGCCAGAACACGCCCAAGUCCUACAAAUGCCUCUGCAAGCCAGGCUACAAGGGGGAAGGCAGGCAGUGUGAAGACAUCGACGAGUGUGAGAAUGACUACUACAACGGGGGCUGUGUGCACGAGUGCAUCAAUAUCCCGGGGAACUACAGGUGCACCUGCUUUGACGGCUUCAUGCUGGCACACGAUGGACACAACUGCCUGGAUGUGGACGAGUGUCAGGACAACAACGGUGGCUGCCAGCAGAUCUGUGUCAAUGCCAUGGGCAGCUACGAGUGUCAGUGCCACAGCGGCUUUUUCCUCAGCGAUAACCAGCACACCUGCAUCCACCGCUCCAAUGAGGGUAUGAACUGCAUGAACAAAGACCAUGGCUGUGCCCACAUCUGCCGAGAGACGCCCAAAGGUGGGGUGGCUUGUGACUGCAGGCCCGGCUUUGACCUUGCCCACAACCAGAAGGACUGCACACUAACCUGUAACUAUGGAAACGGAGGCUGCCAGCACAGCUGUGAGGACACGGACACAGGCCCCAUGUGCGGCUGCCACCAGAAGUACGCCCUGCACUCAGACGGUCGGACGUGCAUCGAAAAGGAUGAGGCUGCAAUUGAGCGCUCUCAGUUCAGUGCCACGUCAGUAGCUGAUGUGGACAAGCGGGGGAAACGGCGGCUCCUCAUGGAGACGUGUGCAGUAAAUAACGGAGGCUGCGACCGGACGUGCAAGGACACGGCCACCGGCGUGCGAUGCAGCUGCCCAGUUGGAUUCACACUGCAGCCGGAUGGGAAGACGUGCAAAGACAUCAACGAGUGCCUGGUCAACAACGGAGGCUGCGACCACUUCUGCCGCAACACCGUGGGCAGCUUCGAGUGCGGCUGCCGGAAGGGGUACAAGCUGCUGACCGACGAGCGGACGUGCCAAGACGUCGACGAGUGCUCCUUCGAGCGGACCUGUGACCACAUCUGCAUCAACUCUCCGGGCAGCUUCCAGUGCCUGUGCCGCCGCGGCUACACCCUCUAUGGGACAACCCACUGCGGAGAUGUGGACGAGUGCAGCAUGAACAACGGGAGCUGCGACCAGGGCUGUGUCAACACCAAGGGCAGCUACGAAUGCGUCUGCCCCGCAGGGAGGCGCCUCCACUGGAACCGGAAGGACUGCGUGGAGACGGGCAAGUGCCUUUCUCGGGCCAAGGCCUUACCCCAGGCCCAGCUGUCCUGCAGCAAGGUGGGCGGUGUGGAAAGCUGCUCCCUUUCCUGCCUGGCCCACACACUCUUCAUGCCAGACUCAGACGACAGCUACAGCCUGAGCUGCGGUGUCCCGGGCCUCCAGGGCAAGAUGCUACAGAAACGCAACAGCACCGGCUCCAGCACCGGGCCCAGCUGCUCAGGUGCCCCUGCCACCCUCAUCAGGCAGAAGGCCCGGUUCAAGAUUCGAGAUGCCAAGUGCCACCUCCGGGCCCGAAGCCGGGAGCCGGCAAAGGAGGCCCUGAGGCAGUUGCUGCUGGAAAACUGCCACGUGACCUUUGUGACCCUCAAGUGUGACUCCUCGAAGAAGAGGCGCCGUGGCCGAAAGUCCCCAUCCAAGGAGGUGACCCACAUCACAGCAGAGUUCGAGGUUGAGACAAAGAUGGAAGAGGCCUCAGACACCUGCGAGGCCGAGUGCGUGCAGAAGCGAGUGGAGCAGAGCCUGCAGGCCGCCGUCAAGACUCUGCGCAAGUCCGUCAGCCGGCAGCACUUCUCCGUCCAGGUCGCAGGCACGGUGUACGAGGUGGCCCAGCGGCCGGCCAAGGCCCUGGAGGGCCAGGGGACGUGUGGCACAGGCCAGGUGCUGCAGGACGGCAAAUGCGUGGCCUGCGGGCCUGGCACCUACUUCAGCGGAGAGCCAGGCCAGUGUGUGCCAUGCACGCCGGGGACCUACCAGGACGGGAACGGCCAGCUCAGCUGCACGCCGUGCCCCAGCAGCGACGGGCUCGGCCUGGCUGGUGCCCGCAACGUAUCCGAGUGUGGAGGCCAGUGCUCUCCAGGCUUCUUCUCCACCGACGGCUUCAGGCCCUGCCAGGCCUGCCCCGUGGGCACGUACCAGCCAGAGCCUGGGCGCACGGGCUGCUUCCUCUGCGGAGGGGGGCUGCUCACCAAGCACGAGGGCACAGCCGCCUUCCAAGACUGUGAGGCCAAAGUGCACUGCUCCCCCGGCCACCACUACAACACCACCACCCACCGGUGCAUCCGCUGCCCCGUCGGCACCUACCAGCCCGAGUUUGGCCAGAACCACUGCGUCACCUGUCCGGGCAACACCAGCACAGACUUCGACGGCUCCACCAACGUCACACACUGCAAAAACCAGCACUGCGGCGGCGAGCUUGGCGACUACACGGGCUACAUCGAGUCCCCCAACUACCCUGGCGACUACCCGGCCAAUGCCGAGUGCGUGUGGCACAUCUCGCCGCCCCCCAAGCGCAGGAUCCUCAUCGUGGUCCCCGAGAUCUUCCUGCCCAUCGAGGACGGGUGUGGCGACGUCCUGGUCAUGAGGAAGAGCGCCUCACCCACCUCUAUCACCACCUAUGAGACCUGCCAGACCUACGAGAGGCCCAUCGCCUUCACCUCCCGCUCCAGGAAGCUCUGGAUCCAGUUCAAAUCCAAUGAAGGCAACAGUGGCAAAGGGUUCCAAGUACCUUAUGUCACCUACGACGAGGACUACCAGCAGUUAAUAGAAGAUAUCGUCCGCGAUGGACGGCUCUACGCCUCAGAGAAUCACCAGGAAAUUUUGAAAGACAAGAAGCUGAUCAAGGCCCUCUUCGACGUGCUGGCGCAUCCCCAGAACUACUUCAAGUACACAGCCCAGGAGUCCAAGGAGAUGUUCCCGCGGUCCUUCAUCAAACUGCUGCGCUCCAAGGUGUCCCGGUUCCUGCGACCCUACAAAUAA
Molecule: messenger RNA, 3057 nt
Organism: Eubalaena glacialis (North Atlantic right whale)
Lineage: Eukaryota; Metazoa; Chordata; Mammalia; Artiodactyla; Balaenidae
Gene: SCUBE1
Product: signal peptide, CUB domain and EGF like domain containing 1
Exons: 23
Coding region: 1-3057 (1018 amino acids)
Biological process (GO): signal transduction
Cellular component (GO): cell surface
Molecular function (GO): calcium ion binding
Source: RefSeq, a predicted model, not a curated record